Molecule: messenger RNA, 3385 nt
Organism: Trichobilharzia szidati
Lineage: Eukaryota; Metazoa; Platyhelminthes; Trematoda; Strigeidida; Schistosomatidae
Source: the annotation of a GenBank genome assembly
AUGCAAGCAUUCAAAGGGGAAUCCCACUAUUUGCCAUGGAAAGGCGGGUUUUCACGUGACAUUGUUACGUACUCGACCUUGUUCGUCUAUAAUCGGGCAUAUAUUGGAUCGUCGUUUUGGUCCCCAAAAGUUGUACAACCUCCGGUCCCCUUAUCCCACGAACGGAAAUUUACUUGCAGCAAUCAGGCCUUAAAAAACAUGUCUGUAAUUCAACCCAAUGACUCUAUCAGAAAAACAGCUCAUGUUAAGUCAAGUGAAGAAUACAGCUUGAUGUGCAACAGAGCCCUAAGCAAUCCUAAAGAAUUUUGGUUGGAAUAUGCCAUGAAGUUUCAUUGGCAAAAACCACCUACCUUCGAUAAAUGUCUGAGUUACAAUUUCGACUACCGGAAAGGGCCAGUUUUUGUCAAGUGGUUCGAAGAUGGAAAAACAAAUAUAUGUUACAAUGCUUUGGAUCUACAGGUUGAAAAAGGCCUCGGUGAUAAGAUUGCAAUUCUGUGGGAAGGUAAUGACCCGAAUGAUACAUGUCGUCUUACCUACUCUGAGAUGCUGUCUAAGGUUAAACGAAUUGCAAAAAUGCUCGAAAACCUGGGUGUUCGAAAGGGUGACAGCGUUGCCAUUUAUAUGCCCAUGGUCCCAGAACUACUAAUGACCAUGUUUGCAUGCACUCGUCUUGGUGCUGUACAUUCAGUUGUAUUCGGUGGAUUCUCUGCUUCUGCGCUGGCUGAUCGAAUCAUGGAUGCCGGGUGCAAAAUUCUAAUCACUGCUGAUGGGACGUGGAGAGGGUCAAAGCUUAUUGAGCUCAAAGCGAUUGCAUCAUCUGCAAUGAGUAUAUGCCAAGAAAAAGGUUAUUCUGUCCAACGAUGCGUAGUAUUUCAACAUGUUACUGCUGUUCCACCCAAAGUUAAAAAUGGCAUAAAUAACUGUGAGAGUAAAGAGGGUGUUCGACCGGCUUCAGGGUUAAAUGUUCCAAUGGAAGCUGGUCGUGAUGUUUGGUGGCACCAGUUGAUCAGUAACAUACCUGAAAAUGUUGAUUGUCCUGUUGAAUGGGUCAAUGCAGAGGAUCCAUUAUUCAUACUUUAUACAAGUGGUAGUACAGGACGACCAAAAGGUGUUGUACAUACCACAGGUGGCUAUAUGGUUUAUGCAGCUACAACAUUCUUUUAUUCAUUUGACUAUCAUGAUGAUGAUAUUUACUGGUGUACUGCUGACGCUGGGUGGAUAACGGGACAUUCAUAUGUUGUGUAUGGACCUUUGUUAAAUGGUGCAACAACUGUAGUAUUUGAAGGCAUUCCAACAUGGCCUGAUCCAGGCCGGUGUUGGGCUAUAGUAGAUCGUUACCAAGUCACGAAAUUCUAUACAGCUCCAACAGCAAUUCGUACUCUUAUAAAAGCUGGUGAUCAAUACGUGAAAGCUCAUAGUCGUACAUCUUUGAAGGUCCUUGGUACUGUAGGUGAACCAAUCAAUGUGUCUGCUUGGCUAUGGUAUUAUAAUGUUGUAGGUAAUGGUCGAUGUUCUAUUGUGGAUACCUUUUGGCAAACAGAAACUGGUGGGCAUAUGAUUACUUCACUUCCUGGAGCAAAUCCAAUGAAACCAGGUUGUGCUACUAAACCUUUCUUCGGUGUUGAUGCUCGUAUACUAUCAGAGGAAGGUGAAGAUUUGACCAAACAAAAGGGUGUGGAUGCUGAAGGCUUUUUAGUAUUUGCUAAGCCUUGGCCUGGAAUGAUGCGAACAAUAAACAAAAAUCAUGAACUCUUUGAAAGUACGUACUUUAAACGAUUUCCUGGUUAUUAUGUUGCUGGUGAUGGUGCUAGAAGAGACAAAGAUGGGGACUUUUGGAUUACAGGUCGGCUAGAUGAUAUGUUAAAUGUCAGUGGUCAUCUUAUUAGCACAGCUGAAGUGGAAAAUGCUCUUCUAUUGGAUCCAAAUGUUAGUGAAGCUGCUGUAGUCAGUCGAAAACAUUCACUUAAAGGAGAAUGUCUGUACUGUUUUGUUACACUGAAAGAUAUUGAAUCCACUGGUACUUCGAAUGUUUCAAGUGGUGGUCAGCUUACUCCAGAGAUAAGAGAAAAGUUAGUUGAUAUUAUCAGAAAGAGAAUUGGCCCGUUUGCCGCUCCAGAUUACAUUCAGAGUGCACCUGUAUUACCAAAGACACGUAGUGGUAAAAUUAUGCGACGUAUACUACGUAAAAUAGCUAAUGAAGAUUAUGAUUUUGGCGACACAUCCACCUUACUGGAUCAUUCAUGCUUGGAUAACCUUAUUAAAUUCUCGAAAUCGAUACUUAAGUAACUCUAUUACAUAAUCUAAUUAUUCUGGAGGAUACAUGCAUAUAUAUAUGUGUAUACAUAUAUUAGCACUUAAACUGUUUAUUUAUUCAUGGAUGGAUACAUAUUUGACUACUUAUCUCCUUACUCCAUUCCUAAAUAAGAUAACGUUUGAUGAUGCAUUCACGUUGUUAAACUAGCUGAAACAGAUUUCAUUAUUCUGUUAUUUUAAUUAUCAGUGUUGGUGUGUUCUCUUGGUCUCAGUUUAUAUUUAUAUUUAAGGAAUUUUUAUUCAGUGUUUCCAGUUUGCUGCUUCUCACUGUCUUCUCAUGAUCAUCAGGACUAAUGUUGACUAUCACACACACACACACACACACACACACCAUUCACACGUGUUCUGUUUAUUGCUUUUUUUUACAAUCACACUUUCUGCUUCUGAAUUUUUGUUAUUUAGUCUUAUCCUUAAAUAAGUAGUAUUACAGGUAUUCUAUCUACACUUAUAAAUAACUGUUUUUAUCCUUCUUACAACAAAUAUCUGUUAUCAUAAAAACAGUGCCCUUCAGCGUUGUCCACUCAACCCGCGCCCCCUCUGAAUCAAGCAAGAAGGUUGUGGGUGUCUUUGUGUUACUGCCUUUUUCAUUCCCUCCUAUAUAGUAGAAUAAGUGAACUACAAUCUCGUGAAUUCACCCCCACCCCAUUAAAUAUUCAAUUUUAUUAUUAUAAUUAUUUAUAAUAUUAUCGGUGCCAUUAUUAUUAUUAUUGUUAUUAAUAUUAUUAUCUUUGUUGUUGUCGCCCACCCAACGUAUACUUUAUUUUCGACGUCUUCGAACGACAACAACAACAACAGCAGGCAUUUUCUUUCAUCACCAAGUUUAUUACCAUGUCAGUUUAUGUUUUUAUUCUCUCUCAUCUUUUGUUUUUUUCUAUCCAGUUUCUUUCAAUCUCUUAUAUUGCUGCCUAUUUUCUAGUUCAAAAAGAUUAUCUAUCUAUCUCAUUGGUUGUGAUCGCCGCCUCUUUUAGUUUGCACCCCACUGUUUCUUUAAAGUCAAAUAGGGAUAUUAUUGUAUCCAAUUUCUAUAUAAGUUAUUUAAAUAAAUAUAACCAAGUUACAUACGUAUUUAAAA